Diabrotica balteata is the source of this 564-nucleotide messenger RNA. NCBI's taxonomy places the organism in Eukaryota, Metazoa, Arthropoda, Insecta, Coleoptera, Chrysomelidae. The record is from the annotation of a GenBank genome assembly.
AUGGAAGUAAAACAAAAAGUUUGUGGAAAGGCAUGUAAAAUAGAAAUAGAUAGUGAUCUGAAUGAUGCUCUUCUGGAUACUAUUAAAAGUGAAAUUAAGGAGGAACCCAAACGAGAAACUACACAUGAUAUAUUUGAUUAUGUAGACCUAAAGACAAUUCCCAUAAAGUCUGAAAUAGGACAAGAUGAACUUGAGUCAUUAGAAGAAAGAAAAAUAAGUGAAAAAGAUCCCCAAGUUGCAUUUAAUUUUAAUAACCGCAAUAUAUUUAAUGUGAAUAUAAAAGAAGUGGCAAAAAUUUAUCCUAAUCUCAUUAAUGCUACACAAUUAAGUGUCGAGUGGCAACAUUUGCCAAAUACUUUUAAUGAAAUUGAAGUUUUAGAAUUUAUAAAUAUGUCAAUUGAAGAAAUGUGGCUUAAAAUAAUUGAAAAUUUUAACGACGAAGGCUUAUUUCCUAAUUUAAAAUAUAUAAUAAAUUUUGUACUUUCUUUGCCUCAUUCUAACGCUGAGGCUCAAAAAAUAUUUUCAAUGGUUAAGACACAAAAUAAAAAAAACGUAGCCACAUAG